This is a messenger RNA of Hemicordylus capensis (graceful crag lizard), 5143 nucleotides long. RefSeq names its product endoplasmic reticulum to nucleus signaling 1 (gene ERN1). NCBI's taxonomy places the organism in Eukaryota, Metazoa, Chordata, Lepidosauria, Squamata, Cordylidae. Bases 393 to 3347 code for a protein of 984 amino acids. Gene Ontology annotation, cellular component: IRE1-TRAF2-ASK1 complex. Gene Ontology annotation, molecular function: RNA endonuclease activity; protein serine/threonine kinase activity; ATP binding. The record is from RefSeq and is a predicted model, not a curated record. Gene Ontology annotation, biological process: protein phosphorylation; mRNA processing; IRE1-mediated unfolded protein response. The transcript has 22 exons.
GGGAGAGCGGCCCUCCUCCUACCCGCCAGGCUCGGCCUCCGCCUAUAAAGCCGCGCGAGGGGCUCCCGGGGAGGCCACUCCGACAGACACACUAGUACAGGCUGCCUGGCCGGGGCUCCUCCGCGUGCCAGUCCGUGCCCCGCCGCCGCCGCCGCCUCCUCUUCUUCCCCCCCUCUUCCUCACUCCUCCUGCUCCUCCCCGGCUUCCCUCUCGGACUCGGUGUGUGACUCUGUGGCUGACGCGGAAAGCUCAGGGCGCCGCAGCUCCGCCUCCUCGGGAGGAGGAAGGGCUGGACACGCUGCACUCCGGGCCGCCGCCAGGGAGCUGCCGAGCCGGCCGGAGAUCCCGCGGUGUCGUGACGGGCCCCAGGGUGGCUCCUCCGACGGCGAGCCAUGGAGUGGGAUCGGCUGGCCCGGAGUCGACGACGUCUCUCGGGGCUGGGCGCGCUGCUGCUGCUGCUGCUGCCCCUGCUCCUCAUCUCGCUGGGGCCCCGGAACUGUGGAAAUGCGAAUUCAGUGACUCUGCCAGAGACAUUGUUGUUUGUUUCAACUCUUGAUGGGAAUCUGCAUGCUGUCAGCAAGAGGACAGGGUCAAUUAAGUGGACUUUAAAAGAAGAUCCUGUCCUGCAAGUGCCAAUACAUGUGGAGGAGCCAGCAUUUCUUCCCGAUCCUAAUGAUGGCAGUCUGUACACGCUUGGCGGCAAGCAUAAUGAAGGCUUGACUAAACUGCCAUUCACCAUCCCUGAGCUAGUUCAAGCGUCCCCUUGCCGCAGUUCAGAUGGAAUUCUAUACAUGGGAAAGAAACAGGAUAGCUGGUAUGUGAUAGACCUCAUGACUGGAGAAAAACAACAAACUUUAACUUCUUCAUUUGCUGAAAGCCUCUGCCCAUCUACAUCGCUCCUCUAUCUUGGUCGAACAGAGUACACCAUCACCAUGUAUGAUACUAAAAGUAAGGAGCUCCGGUGGAAUGCCACUUACUUUGAUUACGCAGCCACAUUGCCUGAUGAAGAUGUGCAGUACAGAAUGUCUCACUUUGCAUCCAAUGGAGAUGGGCUGGUAGUGACUGUGGACAGCGAGUCAGGGGAUAUCUUGUGGAUCCAGAAUUACGGCUCUCCUGUUGUGGCUUUUUACAUCUGGCAGCGGGAGGGCUUAUGGAAAGUGAUGCACACAAAUGUGGGGGUAGAAACACUGCGCUACCUGACCUUCAUGUCUGGUGAAGUUGGCCGCAUCACUAAAUGGAAGUAUCCAUUUCCAAAAGAAACGGAAGCCAAGAGCAAACUGAUGCCAACACUCUACGUAGGGAAAUAUUCCACAGGCUUGUAUGCAUCGCUGUCAAUGGUUCAUGAAGGGGUGGCUAUUAUGCCCCGAGGAAGUGCUAUACCAUUGAUAGAGGGUCCAAAAAUACGUGGUGUCACCAUUGAAGACAAUGGAGAGUGUGUUAUCACUCCCAGUACUGAUCUAAAGUUUUCCUCGGGAUUUAAACACAAGAGCAGACUCCACUAUUUGAGGAACCACUGGCUUUUGAUAGGACAUCAUGAGACCCCGUUAUCAGCCCCAACAAAGAUCCUGGAGAAAUUCCCAAGCAAUUUGCCAAAGCGGCAUGAAAAUGUGAUCCCAGGAAAUUCGGACAAAGCUGCUUUUGAAGAGGCAAUUAAUAUAGCAGAUGGUUCUACAAAAGACUUGCCUCCUCCCAUUCCAGAGGAUGCUGGAGAGAUGCCCGGCCAGUCUGUUGCCCGGCCAGAGGCUCCUGUCGAUUCCAUCCUGAAGGACAUGGCCACGGUUAUCCUGAGUACUUUCUUACUUGUUGGCUGGGUAGCCUUUGUCAUCACAUAUCCAAUGAGUGUACAUCAUCAGCAACAGCGACAACACCAGCAAUUCCAGAAACAGCUGGAGGAAAAAAUCCAGCUGUUGCAGCAACAGCCCUGCAAUCCUCCCAUCGACCUGCCUCCUGAGUCAGAGUUCCUUGAUGGCAGGCCGGAGAACUCAGGCACCAGCUCCCCAAACAUGUCUCCAAAGGCAUCAAACCACUCUGCAUAUUCCAAUAUCUCUGUCUCUGAUGUCGGAAGCUGUGUUUCCACUGAGCAGGAAGAAGAUGGAAACUUAGGCAUCAUAGUGGUUGGAAAGAUUUCAUUCAACCCAAAGGACAUGCUUGGACAUGGAGCUGAGGGGACAAUUGUCUAUAGGGGAACAUUUGACAAUCGAGAUGUCGCUGUGAAGAGAAUUCUCCCUGAAUGCUUCAGCUUUGCUGACCGGGAGGUGCAGCUAUUGCGAGAAUCUGAUGAACACCCAAACGUGAUCCGCUACUUCUGCACAGAGAAGGACCGACAGUUCCAAUAUAUAGCUCUUGAGCUCUGUGCUGCCACUUUACAGGAGUAUGUGGAACAGAAGGACUUCAGUCACCAUGGUUUGCAGCCGAUCAGCCUCUUGCAACAGGCAAUGUCUGGUCUUGCUUAUCUCCACUCUCUCAAUAUUGUCCACAGAGAUCUGAAGCCCCAUAAUAUCCUCAUUUCUAUGCCUAAUGCUCAUGGCAAGGUCAAAGCCAUGAUCUCAGACUUUGGCCUGUGCAAGAAGCUUGCAGUGGGCAGGCACAGUUUUAGCCGUCGAUCUGGGGUGCCAGGCACUGAAGGGUGGAUUGCGCCAGAGAUACUCAGUGAGGACUGCAAAGAGAAUCCGACACACACUGUGGAUAUUUUCUCAGCUGGAUGUGUUUUCUAUUAUGUGAUAUCGGAAGGCAGCCACCCAUUUGGCAAAUCCCUGCAGAGGCAAGCCAACAUUUUGCUGGGUGCCUACAGUCUGGACUUCCUGAAUCCAGACAAGCAUGAGGACAUAGUUGCACGUAACUUAAUAGAGCAAAUGAUAAGUACAGAUCCUCAGAAGCGUCCUUCAGCUUACUGUGUGCUAAAGCAUCCAUUUUUCUGGGGUUUAGAGAAGCAGCUCCAGUUUUUCCAGGAUGUGAGUGACCGAAUAGAAAAGGAAUCCUUGGAUGGUCCAAUAGUCAAGGAACUGGAGAAAGGAGGGAGAGCAGUGGUGAAAAUGGACUGGAGGGAGCACAUCACUGUUCCUCUACAGACAGAUCUUCGAAAAUUCCGAUCCUAUAAAGGGGGCUCCGUCAGAGAUCUCCUGCGGGCAAUGAGGAACAAGAAACACCACUAUAGAGAACUGCCCCCUGAGGUGCAGGAGACGCUGGGUUCUGUCCCAGAUGAUUUUGUACGUUACUUUACAUUGCGUUUCCCUUGCCUUCUUCUGCACACCUACCAUGCUAUGCAAAUCUGCUGCCAGGAAAGACUAUUCCAGCCUUAUUAUAUGCAGGACUCUGAUGAGCAGAUUCUUCCUGGAGAUGCUGUUUGAAAGAUGGAGACUCGCUGUUCUUUGCACAUACGCACAGAGGCAGGGCUGUGAACCGGGCCUGUCCGUAGCAGGGUGACUAGAGGAAUCAUCAAAGAGCAAAAGGCCUCUUUGAGAGAUCCAGACUUAUCAAACGUGCCUUGAACUCUGCCUGCUCUGAGGCAGGAAGAGGACCCCCGGCUAGAAUCCAAGGAAGAAGACGUGGUAACUUGCAGAAAGCUUUAUGCUGCAGAAGAGGAGAGCAGCUCCUAAGGAGGAAAGUGAAGUGGAGUAUAUAAAGUUGCUCAGCUUGGCACAAACCUGAUCUUGGAAAUACCAACACUGUACACUCUUGUCACGUUGAUGUUCAGACAACUUUACUGCAAAGAAUUGUAAAGGUUAAUUGACUGGAACCAUAACAUUGCCAAGCACCUUCCGGGUCCCAAGAAGGAGCCUUCUAACUGUAGCACACCCUUUCCAUCUACUAUUGCACCAUUGCCAUAUUCUGCACUUGAAGCAGGAUCUUGGACACAAGAUCAUGCUUGGUUGGUUUAUAAAGGGAAUACUGUAGCUUAAACAUGCCAGAAUCAGCAACACAAAUGCAGUGGUUAAAUGAAAAAACUUACACCUCCAAAUAUUAUUUUCCAAAUAAUACUUUUGUGCAGACCUAAAGUUUUCUCGAAAUUUUCAACUGGAAACAUUAGUCCACAUGCUAUUAGGUCACAGGUAUGUAAGUAACAAGGUUUGUUAACAUAUGUAACAAGGUUUGGCUUAGGUCAUCCUUUUGGAAAAAUCUAUUCAGGUGCCCUUUAGGAUUUCUUUACAAGAAUGUGAGUAGCUGAUAGUGUGCUUUAUAUGCAACUAUCAACACAGCUGGAAAGGUCACUUAAUUUUGUUUGUAAGCAGAUUCAGUUGCUUAGCUAGAAGCAGCAGGACCCAGUAGGAGAAAGCAGAACUGGAAAUAAAUUGCUUUUUUAGAGUAUAGUGAAAUGUGGAAUUUUUUUAAUUGGGAGACUGGGGUUCUAUCAAGCAGUAGAGCCAUUUCCUGUCUACACAGGAUCUCCUGGGAAGCUGAAGUGUGAGAUGCACCUACUUCCCACUGUGAAGGAUGCAGUUUCCCUUUUCAGUGUCCCUAAAACUGUGAUAUAUGUUGCAUGUGCAGACAACAUUAAGAAUCCCAGUGAUGUGUUCUGAUAUUCCAAUGCGAUAUUUGUAUUAUUCUUUUACAGAAUAUUUAUUUUACAUAUUUAUAUUUAUUUAAUUUUUACUACAGAGUGGUACCACAUUGAAAUGGUACAAGUAUAAGGUAUGCCAAAACUUUUCUUAAAAAUAAAAAAAUAAAUUUAAAUCCACUCUGGUGCAGUAACCAUUUAAAAAACUGGACAAGGAAAAGGUAUACUGCAUCUUUUCAACCAAUGUGAAUUUUAAUUAAAUCUAGAAAAAAAUGUUUUACUAUAAGGAAGCUUUUGAUCUGUGCGAUUGUACUCUUGUGUGUCUUAAAUGAGUAAAUUAUUAGUGGUUAAUUGUAUGAUUGGGCAUUGAUAAGGGUGUUGUUUUUUUGCUCUUUUGUCCUUAUUCAUUUUGGGCCUUACAUUACAGGGAAGUGGACUUUUCUAGUUUUUUAUAAUGUAAAGCAGAUAUUAAGGUAAGAUAUCUAAAUGUGGACAUUAUGGGAUUUUAAAGCUUGAAAAUGACUGUAGUCUUACCUAACAAUUCAAAUCAUAUUUCAUAUUUUUGUAGUUCUACUGUACAGUACUUUUGUAAUUCUUCUAAAUAAGAACUCCACACAGAUAAAGAAUAAAAGUAGUUUUUGAAACUGC